Messenger RNA from Quercus lobata, 887 nucleotides. Its product is annotated as probable serine/threonine-protein kinase PBL24. The record is from RefSeq and is a predicted model, not a curated record. Bases 375 to 887 code for a protein of 170 amino acids. The transcript is spliced from 3 exons. Lineage: Eukaryota; Viridiplantae; Streptophyta; Magnoliopsida; Fagales; Fagaceae. Gene Ontology annotation, biological process: protein phosphorylation. Gene Ontology annotation, molecular function: ATP binding; protein kinase activity.
UUUAAUAUUCUAUGCAAUAUUUAAUUGAAUUAUAAAGUGGAAACAUGGAUGGUCGUUCUAAACUUGCAUUUACUUUUAUUUUUUCCAGGUUUUCUUCUUCAUCACAUGGUCUAUCACAUCCCAAGCCUUGAUCCUAGAGGUUCUUUGCUUUAUCCAUCGUAUUUGACUUUUUGGGUGAUGGACUCGAUCUCAAAAACAAUCUACUUUUUAAUAUGCUUAAAAUUUUGACAAUUUCUACUCUCUGAUACAACCAUUGGCAUAGCUUUUGGGGGAAGAAAUGAUGCUAUAUUCUAUGAUAAUCAUAUGUUUCAACUAUGUAUAUCUUUUCAGCUCAAGUAGUUGUAUUGUUUUGAGUGGUUGUUCGAAGAUUUUUCAUGGAUUUUGCAAAGUUAGAAGUGUUUAGAUCAGAGGACUUAAAAGCGUGCACCAACAAUUUCAACAUCAAAAGCCUCGUUGGAGUAAUUCAAUUUGGCAAAUUAUAUAGAGGAAAGAUUAAAGGAGUCAAGACUGGAACAGAAGGUCAAGAUGUAAUGGUAAAGAUAUGGGAUAAGAAAUCCGAAAACAUGGAUUUCCUCCCAUAUGAUGAGUGUUUGAUGGUUAAAGAAGAAGUUGAAAUUUUAACAAAUCCAAUUACGAACAGUCAUCCCAACUUGGCAAAACUGAUUGGUUAUUGCCUUGAAGAAGAAAUAAAGGGUGUUGUUUAUGACCUCAGUCCACUAGAUAGUUUGCAGAACCUAAUGCCUGCCGCUGUUAGAGCGUCUGCUCAAGAGUCACGGGGAUUUCACCAGUGGCUUCAGGGGAGGCAUUUUUCUGGGCAAUAUUUUGAUGGAGUUGCUGUGUGCUGUGCUGGUUUCCCUGAGGAAUUCUUCUGUAGAUUCUUUGUCUGA